Molecule: messenger RNA, 564 nt
Organism: Trichomonas vaginalis G3
Lineage: Eukaryota; Parabasalia; Trichomonadida; Trichomonadidae
Product: proteasome regulatory particle assembly
Exons: 1
Coding region: 1-564 (187 amino acids)
Source: RefSeq, a predicted model, not a curated record
AUGAGCGAUGACUAUGCAAAGCCAUAUUUAGAUUUUAUUAGAGCAUUUGAAAAGCUUUUUCUUAUAAAAUCUAAUGAGUCCGUUGAAGAUAUGUGCAAUAUUAUCACAAACGUUUUGUUAUUGAAGUAUCAACUUACCAAAAAGCAGCUUGCGAAGAUAAUUAUCAAAGCACUUCAAUACAAUUAUGCUUCAUGUGAUAACUAUGCCAAGAUAUUCAAGAAUAUCGGAAUGGAAAUUAAUGAUCUUUCAAAAUUAAAAUUCCCAUCUGAGAGUUCAAUUGAAUUUACUGUUAUGCAUGAUCGAAUUGAUAAAUUCAAAGAAUACAUUUCUCAAAAUGAAAUCAAAAAUGAAAAAUUUUUAAAAAUUCCUGUUUUGAACAACAUAGAAUUGAAGAGUGAUAGUAUCAGUUUUUCAUAUUAUCAUAUGAGUGAGAAAGAUAAUCUCGCUUUAUCAUUAAUUGAAACAUGCGCAUAUUUUGGAUCUGUAAACAUUUUCUUUUUCUUAAUUUCAAGCCAAAAGUAUACAAUAUCAAAAAAAAUGCCUUCGAUACUCAUUAAUUGGUAG